Messenger RNA from Hyaloscypha bicolor E, 462 nucleotides. RefSeq names its product Endosulfine-domain-containing protein. Gene Ontology annotation, cellular component: cytoplasm. NCBI's taxonomy places the organism in Eukaryota, Fungi, Ascomycota, Leotiomycetes, Helotiales, Hyaloscyphaceae. Gene Ontology annotation, molecular function: protein phosphatase inhibitor activity. Bases 1 to 462 code for a protein of 153 amino acids. The transcript is spliced from 2 exons. The record is from RefSeq and is a predicted model, not a curated record.
AUGAACCCCCACCAAAAGAACAAGGUCGACAUCAGCUCCCUCUCUCCCGACGAGCAACGACUCUUCCGCCUUUAUGGCAAGCUCCCCUCCAAGUCCGAUCACCUUGCCAAACACCUCAAGGAGCGAAAGUAUUUCGACUCUGGUGACUACGCUCUCUCCAAGGCUGGCAAGGCAAGCUCAGUCGACACGGGCAGUGUUGGCUCCCAGCACCCUCUCCCCGAAAACAUCCCGCACCUGUCCUCUCCCGGUGUAGGAGCUGCAAGCCAAGGAGGCAGCGGGAAUGGCAACAUUCAACACGGAGGCGUUGCUGGUCUUCAAAGUGGUAGCCCGGUGAAGGAGAGCAGCUUCUUGAACCGGGAGACAAGUGUAGACGAGUUGGAUGAGAAGGAGAACAAGGCCGAGAGAGCAAAUGACAGUGUCAGCCCACCGCCGGCGAAGGAAGGCAUUCCGAUCAGAAGAUAG